Molecule: messenger RNA, 1271 nt
Organism: Trachemys scripta elegans
Lineage: Eukaryota; Metazoa; Chordata; Testudines; Emydidae
Gene: EML2
Product: EMAP like 2
Exons: 11
Coding region: 1-1248 (415 amino acids)
Biological process (GO): microtubule cytoskeleton organization
Cellular component (GO): mitotic spindle
Molecular function (GO): microtubule binding
Source: RefSeq, a predicted model, not a curated record
AUGCGAGGGGCGGAGGCGGCCCAGAGGCAGAUCCCCUGGUACACGGGUCCAUUGAGUCUGUUCCGACAUUGGAUUUUUGGCCCUUGCAGGUGCACAGGAACGGGCCAAACGGUGAACGAUUGCUACAGCCGACCAUUUGGGGGGAACCGGAUCAGCCAGGCGGUGCUGGGGGCCCAUGAGGGUGGCGUCUUCGGGCUGUGUGUGCUGCGCAAUGGCACCAUCGUCUCGGGCGGCGGCAAGGACCGCCGGGUCGUGCUCUGGGGGCGCGACUACCAGAAGCUGCAGGAGAAUGAGGUCCCAGAGAGCUUCGGGCCCGUGCGCACCAUCGCAGAAGGCAAAGACGACACCCUCUUCGUGGGGACGACCCGCAACUCUGUGCUGCAGGGCUCGCUGGCCACCGGCUUCUCCUCCCUGGUGCAGGGUCACACAGAGGAGCUCUGGGGCCUGGCCACCCACCCCAGCCUGGACCAGUUCCUGACCUGUGGCCAGGACAGGCAGGUUCAUCUGUGGAGCGUGGCCACCCGCCGGCCGCUGUGGAGCAAAGCCAUCGAGGACGCGGCCCGCUCGGCUGGCUUCCAUCCCAACGGCCCCGUGCUGGCGGUGGGGGCGGUGACGGGAAGGUGGCUGGUGCUGGACACGGAGACGCGGGACCUGGUCACAAUCCACACGGACGGGAGCGAGCCCAUCUCCGUCGUCAGCUUCUCGCCAGAUGGCAGCUACCUGGCCGUGGGCUCGCACGAUAACUUCGUCUACGUGUACGGUGUCUCCGAGGGCGGUAGGAAGUACAGCCGCGUUGGCAAGUGCUCGGGUCAUUCCAGUUUCAUCACUCACCUAGACUGGGCAGCUGACAGCAGCUGUUUCGUCACCAACUCUGGGGACUACGAGAUCCUGUACUGGGACCCCACCACCUGCCGGCAGAUCCCCAACGCCGGAGCCGUGCGCAACCUGGAGUGGGCCACGGCCAGCUGCGUGCUGGGCUUCGGGGUCUUCGGGAUCUGGCCGGAGGGCGCGGACGGGACAGACAUCAACGCCGUGUGCCGCUCCCACGAUGGCAAACUCCUGGCCUCCGCCGACGACUUCGGCAAAGUGCACUUGUUCUCCUACCCCUGCUGCCAGCCGCGGGCCCCGAGCCACGCGGCCGGCGGGCACAGCAGCCACGUGACCAACGUUGCCUUCCUGCCCGACGACAGCCUGCUGCUUUCCACCGGCGGCACCGACACCAGUGUCCUGCAAUGGCGUCUCGUCUAGGGGGCGGGGCAUGGGGGGCCGGC